Cinclus cinclus is the source of this 2510-nucleotide messenger RNA. Its product is annotated as multifunctional procollagen lysine hydroxylase and glycosyltransferase LH3-like. Gene Ontology annotation, molecular function: procollagen glucosyltransferase activity; procollagen-lysine 5-dioxygenase activity. The record is from RefSeq and is a predicted model, not a curated record. Gene Ontology annotation, cellular component: endoplasmic reticulum. NCBI's taxonomy places the organism in Eukaryota, Metazoa, Chordata, Aves, Passeriformes, Cinclidae. Gene Ontology annotation, biological process: peptidyl-lysine hydroxylation.
AUGGCCGCCCUCACGGUGCCGCUGCUGCUCCUGUUGCUGGGGAGCGGCACCGGGACCCCCCAAAACUGCCCCAAAAACCCCCAAACCUGCCCCAAAGCCUCACCCGGGACAGACCCCGAGAUUCUCCAAAGCUGCCCCGAAAAUUCCCCCGGGAACCUCGGAAUCAGCUCCGUGACAGACCCCGGGGAUGAGCAGCUCCUGGUGCUGACGGUGGCCACCGAAGCCACGGAUGGCUACCAGAGGUUCCUGCGCUCGGCCCAGACCUUCAACUACAGCGUCCAGACGCUGGGCCUGGGCCGAUCCUGGCGCGGGGGGGACGUGGCGCGCAGCCCCGGGGGGGGACAGAAGGUGCGAUGGCUGCGGGGGGCGCUGGCCCCUCUGCGGGGGAGGGGCGGCCUCGUCCUGCUCUUUGUCGACAGCUACGACGUGGUGUUCGCGGGGGGCCCCCAGGAGCUCCUGGCCAAGUUCCGGGCCUCGGGGGCCGGGGUCCUGUUUGCCGCCGAGGGUUUCUGCUGGCCCCAGGAGGGGCUGGCCCCGCUCUACCCGCCCUGCCCCCCCGGGGGGAAACCCUUCCUCAACUCCGGGGGGUUCGUGGGGUUCGCCCCGGCCCUGUGGGCUCUGGUGGAGCGUUGGAGAUUCAGGGACGACGACGACGAUCAAUUGUUCUACACCCACCUGUACCUGAACUCUGAGCUCAGGGAGGAGCUGGGGCUGGCCCUGGACCACCACUCCCAAAUCUUCCAGAACCUCAACGGUGCCCUGGACGAGGUCACGAUUCGCUUCGAGCCGGGCGGGAACCGAGUGAGGAACGAGAAGCGGGCCUGGCCCGUGGUGAUCCAUGGGAACGGCCCCACAAAGGUGGCCCUGAACUCUCUGGGCAAUUACGUGCCCCGGGGGUGGAGCCCGGGGGGCUGCGGGGACUGCGAGAGGGACCUGAGACCCCUGGGGGGGACCCCGGCUGAGGCCCUGCCCUGGGUCCUCAUUGGGGUUUUUGUGACCGAGCCCACCCCGUUCCUGCCCCAAUUCCUGCAGCGCCUGCGGGGCCUGAGCUACCCCCGGGAGAGGCUGGGGCUGUUCCUGCACAACGCCGUCCCCGGACACUCCCCCCAGCUCGAGGCUCUCUGGCCCCUCCUCCAGCGCCGCUUUAGCUCCGCCCACCGAGAGGGGGAGGGGCUGGGGGGAGGGGAGGCGAGAGACCUGGGCAUGUCUCUGUGCCGCCGGGACCCGCGCUGUGACCAUUACCUGAGCCUGGACGCUGACGUGACCCUGAGUGACCCCGGGGUGCUGCGGUCACUGCUGGAGCAGAACCGGCAGGUGCUGGCCCCGCUCCUGACCCGUCCCGGUCACCUCUGGUCCAACUUCUGGGGGGCUCUGGGCCCCGACGGCUUCUACGCCCGAGCACCUGAUUACCUGGAGAUCGUACAGGGACAGCGCAGGGGCGUAUGGAACGUGCCCUACAUCAGCCACGCCUACCUGGUGGGCGGGGCUGCACUGCGGGGGCCGCUGGGGGAGGGGCCGGUGUUUGACCACGCCCAUCUGGACCCCGACAUGGCGUUCUGUGCCCGGGCACGCGAGAAGGGGCUGUUCCUCCACGUCACAAACCGGCGCCACUUCGGCCACCUCGUGGUGACCAACGGCUACAACGGCACCGGGCGGCGGCACCCGGAGCUCUGGGAGAGGCUGAGGAACCCCUGGGAGUGGGACCAGCAGUACCUGCACCCGAACUACAGCCGCGUUCUCCAGGAGCACCUGUUCCAGCAGCCGUGUCCCGACGUGUUCCAGUUCCCGCUGUUCUCGGAGCAGUUCGCGCGGGAGCUGCGGGAGGAGGCGGAGCUUCGAGGGGGAUGGGCGGAGCACCACGAGGUGUACCGCGUGUCUCUCAGGUGUGUCCCUCACCUGUCCCAGGUGCUCUCGUGGGCGGUUCCCCUCUCGGCCCUGCAGUUGGAUCCCGUCCUGCAGGGGGCGCUGCGCCAGCUCCUCCCCCCCAUCGCCCGGCGCCUCUUCCCGGGAUACGCCCCCAAGGGCCGGACCGUACUGAGCUCCGUGGUUCGUUAUGACCCCGCCCCUUCCGGCCACGCCCACUCUGACCCCGCCCCCUCAGCCCCACCCCGGCCCUCGGCCACGAUCAGCCUGAGCGUGAGCCUGAGCCCCGCCCAGGGCGGGGGCUGGCGCUUCCCCAGGUACGAGUGCGGGGUCCCCGCGCCCCCCCCGGGCUGGGCCCUGCUGCACCCCGGGCGUCUGACACACCUGGCACAAGGUGUGCCCCCCUCGGGGAGCGCCCGCUACGGGCUGGCACUGCUGAUGGACCCGUGAUGGAGCCAAACUGGGAACACUGGGAGCACUGGGGACACUGGGGACAUGACAGACACCGCUACGGGCUGGCACUGCUGAUGGACCCGUGAUGGAGCCAAACUGGGAACACUGGGAGCACUGGGGACACUGGGGACAUCACAGACACCGCUAUGGGCUGGCACUGCUCCAGGACCCCUGAUGGAGCCAAACUGGGAGUA